AUGGCGCACAAAUCUCCCUCGACCCUGGCCGACUCCCGCCCAAAACACAUGAGCAGCCCCAUUUCCCUCCAUGGAAUCGACAUAUCCUCUCUAGAUGCACGAGAUGUUUUUGGCCUGGGUAUGCCCAGUGAAUUGACCGCUCUACCCACCGCCUCGCCCGACCUCUCUCGCACACGUGAAGACCCCGAGCGCCAGAGCUCCCGUUCCGCUCAUAGUCCUUCUCUCUCAGCCGGCCGCAUCACCGACGACAGCACUGUCUCUCACUUCGAUCCUCCGCCAGAGUCUCGUUCUCGUUCAGUUUCUACCUGGAUCUACCCAUACCGCAAAGCUCCUGGUUCCUCCCCUUCCUUGUCUAUCCGUGCCAAAGACAACGACGACGGCCCAUCCGCGACAGUACCCGCCGUACCACCGUUGGAUCAAAGCCAGCGUCCUUUCACUGCCGCUGGCCCCCAACCCUCGCCAGUCAUUCCUUCAACUUCGGCCUCCAACCUGAGCUCAAAUAACGCGAAGCCUAAACCAGCCAAGAAGCGCAUGCCAGUUCUCGGAAGAUCAAAGUCAUUACGCGCCGAGGAUCAGCUCAACGACCUGACAGACACCAAGUCAAAAGCAAAGUCUCCCAUACUCAAGCAAUCGAAGCACGGAGUACAUAGCAAGUCCACUCCUGCCAUCGAAAUGCCUCCUAUGCAGAAACCCCUUCCCGACAACAAUCGCAAGUUUAUGGGUAUCAUGCGCGACAGAUCGCAAGACAGAGCAGAUGCCGACGCUGGCAACAAAUCAAAGUCCAAGAAGGACAAGAGCCAGGAUCGUGAUGGAAAUCUUUACAAGAACAACAACUCUUCGGCCUUUUUUGACUUCCGCCAGAGCUCGUCACGCGCCACUGAUGGCUUUACCAAGGCUAGCAAAGGCUUGCUCAGCAAAAUCACUAGAGGUGGUAGUAACCAUGGCAAGCCUCAGCCGGUAACGGACGAUGGUGAUUAUGUUGUGCAAGUUCUCAACAAGGGUCUCAUUGAGCAGACCCGUCUUACACGUAUCGCCCAGUCAUACGACGACUGCAAGGAUAAGACCGAAUUCUGGAUGCCUGCUUUGCCCUGGCGUGCAAUUGAUUACCUGAACGGAAAAUGCGAAGAGGAAGGUCUAUACAGAGUUUCCGGUGGUGUCGCCAAUGUCAGGAAGUGGAGGAGACGCUUCGACACAGAGCUUGAUAUCAACUUGCUGGACGAGUCGGAACUGUACGACGCCAGUAUCAUCGCAUCACUCUUCAAGGAAUGGAUCCGCGAACUCCCCGAGGACAUCUUCCCCAAGGAUUCACAGCAACGCAUCACCUCACAGCUGCCCACAGAAGUUCCCGACAAGGGCUUUGUCCCGGAGGUAUUGCGCCGUGAGCUUCAGCAUCUGCCACCCUUCAACUACUACCUUCUCUUCGCCAUCACUUGUCAUCUCAGCCUGCUGCUCGAGUACCAGCACAAGAACAAGAUGACUUUGGAUAACUUGUACCGUUGCUUCAACCAAUCUCUCAAACUUGACGGCCGUAUCUUCUACACUCUGGUCGGAAACUGGCGAUUGUGCUGGGCUGGCUGUGUCACGGAGAAUGACUAUCUCGUUAAGGAAUACGACUAUCUCAAGCAUCCCUACCCCCAGUUCAUUCAGGACAGCCUGGCCGCCAAUGAGCGCGCCAUCUCAUCCUCGGAAAGCAGUAACCCCCCUGCGAAUGGAUCUUUUACCCCUGAAGUCCAGCGUCCCGCCACAUCGCACACCCUUCUAUCACAUUCAAGUGAGAAUGACGAACCCUUCAUCACACCAGUCAAGAAGAACAAGCGCAGUUCUUCCGACGUUACCGGCUUGUCCCCUAUGCGCUUCAACGCCAGCCCCCUCUACCGCGGACCAACAUCCAACCCCUGA
Messenger RNA from Aureobasidium pullulans EXF-150, 1899 nucleotides. RefSeq lists its product as uncharacterized. The transcript is spliced from 4 exons. Bases 1 to 1899 code for a protein of 632 amino acids. Gene Ontology annotation, biological process: regulation of GTPase activity; signal transduction. The record is from RefSeq and is a predicted model, not a curated record. Gene Ontology annotation, cellular component: cytoplasm. NCBI's taxonomy places the organism in Eukaryota, Fungi, Ascomycota, Dothideomycetes, Dothideales, Saccotheciaceae.